This is a messenger RNA of Moneuplotes crassus, 3741 nucleotides long. NCBI's taxonomy places the organism in Eukaryota, Ciliophora, Spirotrichea, Euplotida, Euplotidae. The record is from the annotation of a GenBank genome assembly.
AAAUUAAAAAGAUGUUGAGUGGCAAAAUAUAUGACUACAUCAAGGAGUACAUCUCGGACUACCUCUUUGGAUUCGACCGGUCCCAGAUCGACACCUCUUUGCUCAGCGGAAAGAUGAAGAUUAAGAGAGUGAAUAUUAAGCCAGAGAAGAUUAAUCAGAUGAUUGAGAAUUUUCUACUUCCUGUCCAACUCAAAGCAGGAAUAAUAAACUUUUUAGAGCUGAAGAUAGGUAAGAUUAGCAUGGACAUGUGGAACAUCCCUAUCACUGUGAAUAUUGAUACCCUGCUGUUGAUCUUAGGUCCUUCAACUUCCCAUAUGUCUCAGGAGGACGACUUCGUUCCGAGCCACAAGGGUAAUUACGAUCCUGAUUCUUGUUUUAAUUUCCUUGAUACCAAUCUUAAACUCCAGAGAGGCAAGAUGGAUGAUGAGAAAUAUGAGAAAUUAAAGAAAGAAAAGAGAGAAGAGGUCCUCUCUGCUGCAGAGACCAUGACAGAAAUGAUGAAGAAGCUUAAAAAGCUUAAGUUAAAUAUCAGAAAAGUCCAUAUAAGGUACGAGGAUGAUUACUUUGAAGCAGAGAAUCCUUUCUCUUUUGGAGUCAUAGCUGAUGAGAUUACUCUGGAUACACAAAAAGACUCACAUUCUUACCAUCAUGACGAAGAAGGGGACAUUGUUUCAAAGAUCUUAGAUGCUAAGAAUAUUCGCUCCUACUGGAACUCAAUGAGUGAAACAUUCAUUCCAACAAGUCUAUGGGAGCAGACAAAAGAUUUAGACAACAGAAUUUUCGAAGCUAUUGCGGCUGAUGAUUUAUUUGAAUUGAUGUAUGAGCCAUUUGAGUCUAGGAGUGGAAAGCAGUACUUCUCAAACAAGGAUGAGCUAAUCCUCCCUUUCAACCUUAAGUUCAGUCUUGAUUUCAAAAAUAUUGAGGGAACAAAGAUGUCUAUGAGGAUGGAUCUGAAUAUUGACUCACUGAAAAUUGAGAUUAAUGACAAAGUAAUAGCCGAUCUAAAGAACAUGCUCAAAUUCUGGGAAAAUUUCAAAAUUGCACACAUGAUUAAAUAAGUACGUUCCUCAGAACAGGCCCAUUGUAGAGAGCACUGCUGGAAACUCACAGAGCAUGAGGAGGAAGCGUAAACUUAUCGCAAGAGACUGGUGGCAACUUGUAAUCUGGGCUAACAGAAUGAAGAAAGUUAGAGCUUUACAGUCAGAUCCUAGGUAUUUUGAACACAUCCGGUCUAUGAAAAGGAGUAAAAAUAAGGAAAGCCUUCAGACUUUCCAAGACAUACUCUUUUUAAAAGACUUCACUAACGAACUUCAGGAGGUUCAGAAAGCAAAUGAUGUGGAGAAUAGUAGACUUGAAGUAAUGAAGAUCCUCUGGAAGCAUGUCUCAUACAGUUUCGAUAUUGGCUUUAUCUCAGUAGAUUAUCACGGUGAAAAUAGCAAGAGCUCACAUGGCCAGAUGGUUAAAAAUAAAUAUCCUCUUCUAAGAUUUGAGAUUGAUUCCUUUGUGAUGAAAUAUAAAAUUGACAGGCAAGGCAGGCAAGCCAACAUUUACUUUGAUGAUCUUGAAGUGAAACAGUAUUGUAAAGUAGCUAAAGCAAUACCAAAUGGGAAAAGCACAGCAAGAAUUAGGGACUGAAAUAUUCCAAGGCCUAAUAGGAUGAUUAGAAACCAGUCUUUUCUACCAAAUCAGCCCAAAACUGUGAGGAGAAAAGACCCCAUUGAUAAUACUCUAAGCUGCAUUGAGAGGCAAGAGAGACUCAUGAUGGGCCACCAAAGAGCAACUAUUGAGAGUAGCUUUGAAGAUGACCCAAUUGAUGAGUUUGAUAGUAUUGGUGAAUCUAAAAUAAAUAGCAUCAACAAUACUAUCUUUGCUACUAAAAUGAUAAAUAAAGGGAACAAGAAGUCUUUUAUGCAAUCAAGUGCUUCAUUAUUACAUCCUCCUCGUCAUAUUUCAAAAAGACCUUCAAGCAGCAGUCGAUAUCAUGAUGAACACAUAAUGAUGAGCUCUCGUAGGAAUUCUUUUGCUGAUGAAAAAGAAAUAGAGAGCGGAAUUAGAGAGAAAAUAUUGUUCAGCAUCUCCUCUGAGAACAAUUCAGGUGCUUUCUCUUAUGAAGUCAUGGUCGGCUAUGGAGCUGAUAAAAUCACAAGAUUAGUCCAGAUAGGUCAAGUCAGCAUUAACAUGGACCCACAAGGUCUCAAAAGUACAGCACAAGCCUUUGAAAAUUGCCAGGAUUUGCUACAUAAAGUCAGCGAUAAACCAGAUAUCACAAAUGAUGCUUUCUGGUGGUUAUUUUCAAGAAAAGUUUUACAGAAGCUUAAAAAUGAGGAGAAUAAAGAGAAUAGAGCCAAUAAUACCUCCAAUGAGUUAGCUCGUCAUAAUCAGGAGGUUCAUACCAAGAUGAAGUCACAAGAUAUGUCCAAUCGUUCAGAUCAGUCUAUGCAAAGAGAUUUUGAGAAGAAAAACUUUACUGAACUUUACGAAGUAUUUAUUGAGAAAUUUGAUAAAGAUUUAUUCGGAACAAAUGAUAUUCAGUACCAAAUUAACAUCAAAGGAUGCAAAUUUUUGUACAAAGGGAGACAUCAGUCUUUAAAUUGUGAAGCUCCACCAAUGAACUUAAAUAUCACUCAUAAUAAAGGAAGCUUGACUCACAUUUCAUUCUUGGGAUUUAAAUUGACAACAGAUAUGACGGUCAGGCCGAUAGUCAACAUUUUAAAGACCUUCAUCCAAGUCGAUUCAAGACAAGAGAAAUUACAAGAAUCCGGAGCUCAAACUAAGGUCUGCCAGAGCCUUGAGAAGGCGAGGAAAGACCCAAAGAAUAUCCUUCUUCAGAAACCUAAAAAGCAAAAGGAGGAAUAUAGAGGUCACUCUAAAUGUCGAAAUCAGAAAUUGAAUAAAUUUGAAGGCGAUAAUGAUGAGACCAUGGUUAUUGACGAGAGCAUUCACAAUACUACACCACUUAUUGGUACUUCAAAGCCAUCUGCUAAGAAAGAGGAGGCUGAACCAGUGGCUCCUAAUCUAAUAAUCACACCAAAGAGCACCCAAAAGAUGGGCCACGGAAGGAUCAAUAGAUAUUACUUCAAUAAAGCUCCAAACUCAGGACAGUCCAAGAAAUUUCAUAAGGAGAAAAUAAAAACAGAUUCUUCUAGGGAUAUGAGAACUGAUACUAAGGCCGGCAAAAUUCCUCAUAAUUUCAAUAGCAACUUCGGCUCGAAGUUUUCUCAAAGAAAACAAAACACCGAGAUGAAAAAGGCCUAUGUUGACGUCCUUGAAGAUAUCGAUAGAAGGAACAGACUCGAUGACGAAAUAAGCUCUAUAUCUACCCGCUCAGAGCUGAUGAAUGGAGCCAAGAGGUUCAAUAAACCAAACCUAGGCAUUAAUGUGAAUAUCAGUAGUCAGAGACAAAUAGCUGCUCAGCGGAGAACUCCUCAGAACUCUUACCCUGACAGACCAAUAGAGACUGCCGGAGAGCGGAAGACAUCCGGGUUCUUAGAUGCCUACAAGAGGAGAGCGGGCAGAACUAAUGGAGGGAGACUUCAGCCUACAAAAACAAGCGAGUAUUAUGAUGUCAAUCCUUCCCAUCCAUAUUAUGAGAAGACAAGGACUCCUAUGAACCAAGGACUGUCUAAGUACAUGUCUUCAGGAAUCUCAAAGGACAUGAACAAGGAUUCGUUUAGUCAUUAUAGUGAGCGCUAAUAUUCAAAAUUUAAAUACGCUAAUUUCAAUCCUGAUUGAUCUUUGUGG